UUUAUUUGACAAAUGUCUCCAUCUUUGCCCAUAAACCCAACAAAACUCUCUCUCUCUCUCUCUCUCUCUCUCUCUCUCUCCCCCUCUUUCUCUCUCUCUCUCUCUCAAUGGCAGAAGAAACCCAACCAAGAUGGGAAGGCAAGGCCAUAGCUGAGCUGAAAGGGCCAACACCAGACCAGGUGUGGCCAUUCUUGGCGGAUUUUUGCAACCUCCACAAGCUGUUUCCCAACAUUGAUACGUGCUACCGAGUCGAGGGCAUCCAGGGCGAGCCCGGCCUCAUCCGAUACUGCGCCUCCACCGUGUCAGGCGACGAUUCAGAACCGUCGAAGCUUAAGUGGGUCAACGAGAGGCUCCUGAUGAUGGACCCUGGCGAGAAGUGCUUCAGCUAUGAGGUCUUGGACAACAAUAUGGGGUUCAAGAACUAUGUUGCCACAUUUAAAGUGAUGCCCAUGAGUGAUGGAGAUGGUAAGAUGGGUGGGUGCACUAUUGAGUGUUCUUUUGUGUCUGAUCCAAUUGAGGGUUGGGGGCUCCAAGAUCUGAGUUCUUACCUUGAUUUUUGCCUCCAAUAUAUGGCCAAGAAGAUAGAAAGUGCAAUUCAAGAAGCCAGUGCGUGAAGGAAGAAUGACGUGAUCUCUCUUGUUGAUAGAUUAUGUAUGCUUUAAUGAUUUCAAUAUGAUCAGGUUUGAUCUCCAAUGGUCGCGCUUUGCAUUUCUUGGAGAUCUAAUUUCAGCAUGAUUUACUUCUGGAAGAUAUAAUCUCAGCAUGAAUUACCUUUUUUCUUUACUUUAUCUUCUUUUCUGACUUUAAUUAGUGAAUUGAUUAUUAUAUUUUUUUCAAUUAA
Messenger RNA from Eucalyptus grandis, 841 nucleotides. Its product is annotated as lachrymatory-factor synthase. NCBI's taxonomy places the organism in Eukaryota, Viridiplantae, Streptophyta, Magnoliopsida, Myrtales, Myrtaceae. The transcript has a single exon. The record is from RefSeq and is a predicted model, not a curated record. Bases 108 to 614 code for a protein of 168 amino acids.